This is a messenger RNA of Paraphaeosphaeria sporulosa, 516 nucleotides long. RefSeq lists its product as uncharacterized. The transcript has a single exon. Bases 200 to 469 code for a protein of 89 amino acids. The record is from RefSeq and is a predicted model, not a curated record. NCBI's taxonomy places the organism in Eukaryota, Fungi, Ascomycota, Dothideomycetes, Pleosporales, Didymosphaeriaceae.
CAUCUGGCACAAUGCUAUAGUACGUUACUUCAGGGUGUACCGCCUGGAGGAGUAUGUUGCACGUGCUUGUGCUCAGGUCGGCCGACAAGCUUCGGAGAGACAAACUUGCAGAAUUUCUUUUCCGACUAGCCACAAGUUGGAAGAACGUUGAUUGAGCAGUGGCAUAACAAGCUGGAAGAACGCAAAACAUGAACCACAAAUGCAACUUUAUCGCCUCCUUAGCCGCCCAAUGUUGUCGUCGUCAUGUGUCCGCUUGGGAUCGGGACCUAGACAUGUCCUGCAAUUGAGACGCUUUCGAUUACAUUCGAGGUACCUGGCGCACUUGAGCUGGGAGACUCCGACUGCGGCCCCAAUUCGAUUCGUGCAACACCCAUGCCGCAUCUGCCCAUUCAGCGGUGCGCAACCAUACCAUGCGUUGCCUGCGACAUUCCCCGUGACAGCCUCGUCCUGCAGCCUUAUAUGCUCAUAAUAGCGACACUCCGUCAUGCGUCUCGCCAACUCGAGUUGACGCUCGCG